Messenger RNA from Kluyveromyces lactis, 3960 nucleotides. RefSeq names its product nucleocytoplasmic transporter NUP145 (gene NUP145). The coding region runs from base 1 to 3960 and encodes 1319 amino acids. Gene Ontology annotation, biological process: protein import into nucleus; RNA export from nucleus; post-transcriptional tethering of RNA polymerase II gene DNA at nuclear periphery. The transcript has a single exon. The record is from RefSeq and is a predicted model, not a curated record. Gene Ontology annotation, molecular function: structural constituent of nuclear pore. Gene Ontology annotation, cellular component: nuclear pore; nuclear pore cytoplasmic filaments. NCBI's taxonomy places the organism in Eukaryota, Fungi, Ascomycota, Saccharomycetes, Saccharomycetales, Saccharomycetaceae.
AUGUUUGGUAAUAACAAAGCGCCUGGUUCGUUAUUCGGCAACGCGAACACCUCAACACCUACAACUUCUACACCAGCGAACAAUGGGGUUUUGAAUGGAAAACCCAAUACUGGCACAUUGUUUAGUGCUAAUACACUCUCCACGCCGAGCCCUGGAAACCCAACAGGAUUUGGCAAUGCUCAGAACAACAACAACAAGCCUGGGUUGAAUCUUUUUGGAAACAACAAUGCUUCCCAGAAUACACCACAGACGAAUUCUCUAUUCCAGCCUAAUAACGCCGCUGCAUCAACGCCCAACACAUCAUUAUUUUCUGGCCCAGGGUCGAAUGCCCAGCAGAACAAUGGUGCUGGCAAGCUAUUCGGAAAUUCUGGUGGACAACAGACAGCUACUGGUAUCUCAUUCGGAAAUAACCCCAGUGCGACAACAAACAAUACGUUCCAAUCAAACGGAUUAAAUACGCAACAGAGUGGUGGUUUAUUUGGUAAUAAAUCAAACAAUGGUGGGUCACUUUUCGGAAAUACUCCAUCGCAAACUAAUAGUCUAUUUUCUAAUAAUACCACGAACACGGCGUCAACAGUCCCAAAGACUUCACUGUUUGGAAAUUCAUCAACACAAGGUUCAGGGAGCUUAUUCUCGUCCAGCAAACCAACUACAAAUUCAACAGGCUUGUUCAAUGUUUCUCAACUACAACAGCCACAGCAACCUGGCCAACCCCCAACGAACAACCCAUACGGUUUGCAAUUAAGUCCAAAUCCUGUGCUGUCAAUGCCAGAAUCUAUUACUACAUCCCUGAGUAACGAGAGAAAGCCUGUCUCAGACUCGAAACAAAAUAGAAAAUUUUCAACUGCAUCAUCAGUGAUCAGCAACAAUAUAUUACCUCCCACAGGCAAUUCAACACUGAUAGGGAAGCUAACUUCAAGACUUAAGAAUUUGAAGAGCAGAGAAACAACACAUGGUUUGUUCUCCCCAUCAAAUAAAAACUUAGCCCAACAGGAUACUUUCUCGGCACUUUCAAGAGAUGAGAGUAAGGAAAAAGGGAAGAAUAUUAACAAUAAGACAAACUCACUGGCUUCUUAUUUUAACCAGGACGUUUCAAGCAUGAAAAAAUUAACCAUUGAUACAGACAGAAGCGCUGCCAAAAAGAUGAAACUCUUUAACGGUCACUCUUCCGCUACCAUAAUGAAAGAUAUGGACGAGAAAGAUCAUAAGAUUAGUAUACCAAGGAAUGAUAAACUUCUUUUUUCAGCACAUCCUUCAGAAACUAGUCCAACAGAGCCAACUUCGGAAGUCUGUCUGGAUGAAGAACACAAAAUAACGAAUAAAGCAACUGACUAUUGGUGCUCACCUACUAUCGAACAAUUAGAGCAACUUACGGAAAACCAGCUCACGGUUGUGCCCAAUUUUGUGAUUGGUCGCAAAAACUUUGGUUCCAUCAGUUUUGACUAUGAAGUUGACUUAACUGCAUUUAUGGAUGAUUUUGAAGAACUAUUCGGAAGAACAAUAAUUUUUAAUGAGAAUAGAACCGUGGAAGUCUAUCCUGAUACCGAAAAUAAACCGGAUGUUGGUUAUGGUGUCAAUGUACCUGCUACAAUAACUUUGGAAAAUGUUUAUCCGAUCGAUAAAAAAACAAAAGAACCCAUUAAAGACAACUCGAAAAUUGCUGAAGUUCAAUAUUUUGUCAAGCGUUUAAGGAAUAUGAAAGAAAUGGAAUUCAUUUCAUAUAACCCAUUUGGUGGAAUUUGGACUUUUAGAGUUAAACAUUUCAGUGUUUGGGGAAUGGUCAAUGAAGAAGAUAUGGAGGUGGAUGCUGAAGAAGCAGAAAGAAUAAACGCCGAGGAAAUAAGAGACAGACCUCUGGCCUUUCCCAAGCGUCGCCACAGUGUGAAGAAGUCUAGCACGUCCCUUGAAGCGGAGGUACCAAGCAAUGCAGACCUCACAGCAGCAGAGGCUCUUGCAAUGGAGAAAGAAGUACUAGAUUUGGUUCCAGUACUAUCCGACUCUGUUGACCAAGACAUGUCACUUAUUAUCAAGGAAAAACCUUACGAACCUUCUGAUUUAGACGAAGAUGAUUUGAAUAUCCUCGAGGCUGCACCUAAACUUGUUACAUCAUCGAACUGGUUGCAACAAUUACAAUUAGCAGGUACUUCCAAACAGUCUGUGUAUUCCAAGCCACUUUUACUCAAAAACACGCAAGGUAAUUCUUUGGACGAUAUCUUGUUCCCUUCAUUUAAGAAAGAUUUAUUGACAUACCAAUCUGUUAAAAGAGAAAGAAGAAUCAACUCACAUAUGUGGUUUGCGAAGUUUAAUAUUAACGGGCAAUUAUUGCUCAAAGAUCCAUCACAGUUGUCAGGCUGUAAGCAGAUCGUGUUUCAGUCCAACUUGCCAAUAAAUAAAUCUUCUUUUGACAAUGUGUUCGCCUCUUAUCUGAACACAUCCAUAGUCAACUCCAGACCAAAUGGUUAUCCUCUUGUUGGGAAAUGUUCCUUACAGUUCGAUAAUCUUGCUUCUGCAUAUUCUGAUGUCCCAAAUGAAGACAAAAUAUUGAAGUUAGCAUCCAUUUUGUUUGAUCCUCUUUCCCUUCCAUACGCUGUCAAUUCCCCAGAAGUUGAAAAAGUUCUUAUUAAAAAACAACGGCAUGCAAAGCUCUGUGGAUGGAUAGUCGAUGAAACAAGGGCUGAGAUUGAUUCUAUGCUAUCCACUGCUUCUGAUAUUCAGAAAAUACUUCUUUUCCUCUCUGUCAACGACAUUGUAAAUGCUUCAAAGACGGCUAUAAUUUCCAAAAACAAACAUUUAUCUGUUUUGAUAACGUUACUGGGGUCCAAUGAUCCAAUUGUUCGUGAAAUCGCGCAACUACAGUUAACUAAAUGGAAAUCUUUAGGCUCUAUAGUGGAUCCAACAGUCAUUAGUAUCUAUCAACUACUCACUGGCAAUCCUUUCGCUUCUACUGCGUUGGUAAAUGAGAGUAACAAGUUUUCGCGGUUAGUGAAUUUAGGUUUACAAGUAUAUUAUGGAGAUAUCGAUUCAUUGACUCUAGAAGAUUUGAUUAUGAAUGCUAUAUCAAAUCCAUUUGUUGAUACAUCGUCUGUUUCAACUUUUGAAAACUUGUCAAUGAAUAUUAUGAAGUUAUUUGCUUGCCCAACUAUCCCAGUUGAGCAACUUUUAGAUGAAUUGAGAUCGCAUUCGGAGAUAUUCGAUGUUCGGCUCUGUUGGUUCUUUACGCAUAUGUUACAAAGAGAAGAUAUUACUGAACAUUUGCGUGACAGAAUCACGUUAGAGUUCAUUGAUCAACUAAAGCUUGACAGAAUGCAUAAGGAAGCUUUAUUCGUGGCAUGUUUCAUUGCCGAUGAUGCUAUCGCCAAGAAUACCAUAGAUUUGUUGCUAAGCUCAGAAAUUUUGUAUUUCACCUCCAAUGAUAUUAAACCAAUUUUGGAAAGAUUACAGAUUUCAGCUCCAAUAAUCCAUCGUCAUCUGGCACUAUACGAGAAGUACUCUGGCGACCAUCUUUCCGAAGUAAGUAAUUUGUUGAAAGCAGGCGACUUUAAGGAGGCGGAACUAGUCACCAUUACUACCGUAGGUCCAAAGUUAAUAAUCAAUGCCAAAUGGAAUAACGAUUACUUAUCAGUUUUGGAAACACUGUUGCAAAGGUUUCCUUCGCACACCAUCCCAACUUGGGAAAAAGGAUUGGGUGUAUAUGAAAAGUACAUCAAGCUCUCACUACACAACUCCCUCGAUCCUAAUAUCAUCCAUCAGCUUAUCAACACAUUACCCAACCUAUGCAAAGACUAUUCACAUCAUGAAUUAGUGAACGUUGCAAGCUCUCGUAUCUCUGAGGCUGUCAGUGAAUUGUUUUUGAUCAACCUCAACAUGUUAUCAAGAAAAAUCCCAAAAGAGAGCCUGCUUUCUUUACCAUUAGGUCAACCGGAAUCAAAUUACUUAAAGAAAGUGUUGUCCUCAUUGUGA